Clunio marinus is the source of this 6871-nucleotide messenger RNA. The record is from the annotation of a GenBank genome assembly. Lineage: Eukaryota; Metazoa; Arthropoda; Insecta; Diptera; Chironomidae.
ACAUCAUUUACAAAUAUUUUCACACGUGUGUUUACAAGUGAGGAAUUGAAAGAAAAAUAAAAAACUAUGAAAGUUAAAGUUAUCAGUCGAAAUCCCGACGAUUACAUUCGUGAUACUAAAACACAAAAACACAAAAUUCCUCGUAAUUUCGAUCCAGCUUUACAUCCAUUUGAGGAACAACGAGAGUACGUUAGAGCAUUAAAUGCAACGAAAUUGGAAAGAGUUUUCGCGAAACCAUUUUUGGGUGAUCUUUACGGACAUAAAGAUGGAAUUUCGUGUUUCGCUAAGCAUCCUAAUCAAUUAGGAACAUUACUUAGUGGUGCUUAUGAUGGUGAGAUAAGACUGUGGAACUUAUCGACAAGAAAUUGUACACGAAACGUAGUUGCACAUGAUGGAUGGGUUCGCGGUGUUACUUUCACACCAGAUGGGAAUAGAUUUCUCAGUGUUGGUGAUGAUAAAACUAUUAAAACUUGGGUUUCUGAACUUUCUGAGCUUGACGAUGAUGAAGAAGACGACGGACCAAUCAGCACAAAACUCUCAAAAACAGUUAUCACUUCCAUAUCUCAUCACAGAAGAGAUCCAGUGUUUGCAACCUGUGGUGAAGUAUGUCAAUUAUGGGAAGAAUCUAGAAAUGAACCAAUCAAUACUCUUCAAUGGGGUGUUGACACUUUACAUCACGUUCAAUUUAAUAUGGUUGAAAACAAUUUGUUAGCAGCAUGCGCAAGUGAUCGAAGUAUCAUUAUGUAUGAUCGUAGAGAAGGAAAACCUCUCAGAAAAGUCGUGAUGACAAUGAGACCAAACCGUUUGGCAUGGAAUCCAAUGGAAGCAUUUAAUUUCACUGUUGCGAACGAAGAUUACAAUUUAUACACUUUUGAUUCAAGAAAUUUGAAGCAUCCGAAAAAGAUUCACGAGAAUCAUGUAGCUGCUGUUACCAGUGUUGAUUAUUCGCCAACAGGAAAAGAAUUUGUAUCAGGAAGUUAUGAUAAAACUCUCAGAAUUUAUGAAACUGAGAAGACAAAUUCGAGGGAAAUUUAUCACACUAAACGACAGCAACAUAUAACAGCUGUUGGUUGGAGUUUAGAUAACAAAUACGUCUUCAGUGGUUCAGAUGAAAUGAAUAUAAGAAUAUGGAAAGCGUAUGCAUCAGAAAAGUUGGGACCGCUCCAUCCUCGAGAGAAAGAAGCUUUCAAAUACAAUGAAGCAUUGAAACAAAAGUUCAGUACACAUCCACAAAUCAGAAGAAUUGCAAGACAUCGUCAAGUGCCACGAUAUGUGUAUAAGCAACAAGAUCUUUUGAAAGCAGAAAAGGAAAAACAGAAACGAAAAGAUAUCAACCGUCGACUCAACUCAAAACCUGGAUCAAUUCCAUUUAUUCCGGCAAAGGAGAGAGUUUCACAUGAAUACAAAAGUUUUACUCUUAAGUUCUUAUAUCAAGUCUUCACAGGAGACUUCAUAAAAUUAAAGAAGAAAGAAAAGAUAGAAAAAAAUGUAGUGAAGAAUGCAUCUUCAAAUUAUUUAGAUUAUCUUAAAUAUACCGAAACUCGACAAUGUACACUUCAUGAAAUAUACGAAGCUGAGAAACGAGAUAAACGAGCAAAGUGCAUUAAAGCUAAAGGCAAUGGCACUCUUUACCUUAUGAAUUCAAUAAACGAUAUUAUGCAAUUUCUUGCGCCAUCAGGAAGUGGGAAUUUAAAAUCAGAUAUUCCUGGAAAUUGCGCUAUCAUUCUAUUUUACACAAAAUUCUGUCCUGGAUGUUCUGCGCUUGUACCACAUUGGAAUUCCCUGUCAAGAAAUUUCGUAGACAUUAAAGUUGGUGCUCUUGAUGCAUUGGAGCAUCCUGGUCUGAACACCGACUUUGGAAUCAUAGGAUUACCUUCAAUUAUAAUUUUCCAUCAGGGACGAAUGCUUCACAAAUUUAAUAACACACAACAAGGAACAGUCACCAAUCUUAUUAAUUUCAUACAAGCUCAUACAAACCUUAAACCUGUGACAGCUAAUGUUGUGGUGACAUCAGAAGAUUUCAGUCCAAAUAGUCCAUUAAAAGUAAAGAUGCAAGAAGAGUCUUUUGAUGGCUAUUUGUUAUUAUCUUGGAUAUUUAUAAUUGUUUGUUCGAUUUAUUACUUUACGAAAUCGCACACGUAUCGUCAGAUUGUGGAAAUGAUUAACAGAACUUGGAGAGAGUCUAAUGAGGCAGCAGCGCAACGUCACCAAGCUUUACUAGACACUAUGAUUGUGAUUGCGAGAAUCUUUCGUUCUAGUUCAAACAUAAAGUCAAUCGGAAUUCGUUGUCUCUCAAUAAGUUUAACACAAAAUUCAAGAUUAGCGGAAGUUGGUAAACUACAGACUGUUAAAACCGACGGAAAUUAUCUCACCGGUCAGUUAUUUCUUCAUAAAGUGUUCGGUUACCGGGGGGUUGUUUUAUUUCCAUGGACUGCGAAAGUGUAUGAUCGUGAUGUAAACCAAAAGAAAGAAGACGAAGAAGACACCACAGCUAUUUCAAAUGAUCAUCGAAAUGUCAACAACAAGGAAGUGCAAAAAAGAACUCAAACGUAUUAUCAAGUUCUCAUUGAUCAACGUGAUUGUCCGUUUAUUCGUGCUCAAACUGAGGCUGUGACAUUUUUGGGAAAUAACCAGGAAUCAUCAAGAAGCUUGUACGCUAUUCCUGGUCUUGAUUAUGUGUCUCAUAAUGAUAUAAUCCCCUACCAGACCUUUGAAUCUACUGCAUUAAGUCAUGAAUUAUUUGACAAAUUUUUAACACGCACCGACAGCGAUCCACCGUUCACAGCACUUGAAACACUUAAAGCAUGGCAAAAAAAGAAUCAUACGUUUUUAGAGCUUUCUGAUGUUCAUAUCGAGACAACAAACUCUAUUCGAAUCACAGUAAUUCCAUUCUUUAUGGGAUGUCGAGAAACUCCUUCAAGUUCAGUUUAUUGGUGGCGUUAUUGCAUUCGUCUAGAAAAUCUUGGAGAGCUUUCAUGUCAAUUACGUGAACGACAUUGGAGAAUUUUUUCUCUUUCUGGAACUUUGGAAACUGUUCGAGGUCGUGGCAUUGUUGGUCAAGAACCUGUUUUAAAUUCACGUUUACCAGCUUUUCAAUAUAGUUCGCAUGUGAGUCUGCAAGCACCAUCAGGCCACAUGUGGGGAACAUUCAGAAUGGAGAGAGAAGAUGGAUUAGUUUUUGAUACAAAUUUAAAUAGAAUUAAGUUCAGUAUAUUCUCAAAUAUGCCAGCUAUAUGCGAUUCAAUCACGUCCAAAAUAAGUGAAAACUUGAGUCAAAGUUUCAAAAAAACAGAGAAAGAAAAUUUUGAAAAUCAUUUGACUCCAACUGCGAAGCAAGUGCUUACAACUAAAAUUGAAUAUGAACCAGUCGCCAAUUAUACAAAUUCAAUUCUAAGCUCACUUCAAACCAAGUAUAUUGUCUUAAAACCUAAUCAGCCUGCCUUGUCAGCAAAUGGAAACGCCACAAAAUCUUUUCAAAACACCAAUGAAAAAAGUCAUCCAGUAAAUGGAAAUUCUACCUCUUCUAACCAACUGCCACAGCCAAAGAAAACGCUUUUCCCGCGUGAAAGUGUUCAAGUAGGAUGGAACAAUAUUGGUCGAAGUUGGUCACCAGGAUGUGGUUUUCACAAUGUGGGCAAUACAUGUUAUCUUAAUUCAACACUCCAAGCCUUUUUUCAUGUUCCCGCGGUUGCACAUUGGCUUAUAUCUGAUAGAGAGCAUCGCGAAAAAGGAAAUUGUCAAAAUAGUCAAAUUUGCAUUAUUUGCGCAAUGUCGCAAACAUUAAUAAGUUCACAACGACAACAACAUUCAAUGACACCAUCGUUGAUAACAAAUCGUCUGCAGACCAUUUGUCGUCAUUUAACACUAGGGCGACAAGAAGAUGCGCACGAAUUUCUUCGAUAUCUUGUUGAACAAAUGGAGAAGGCUUAUUUGAAUCGUUUUAAAGCGAUGCUAAACUUUAAAGAGUUGGAUCAGUACAGCAAAGAAACAACACCGCUUAAUCAAAUUCUUGGUGGUUAUCUUCGCUCAACCGUAACUUGCUUAGCAUGUAAACACGAAUCGAUCACAUUUCAACAUUUUGAAGAUCUUCAAUUGGACAUCACUCGUGUUUCAACAUUGCAUGAGGCUCUUGCAGGGUAUUUUUCACGUGAGAAUCUUGAGGAAUGUGGAUACAAAUGUGAGUCGUGUAAGAGAAAGGUGUCAGCAACAAAAAGAUUCAGUCUUGAACGAGCUCCAGUUGUCCUCUGCAUACAAUUGAAGCGUUUCAAUGUUAUGGGUGGAAAACUUGACAAGCAGAUUCAGAUCAGUCAAAACAUGGAUCUUCAAAAACAUUUGGCAAAAUCUUGCGAUCCAACACAAAGUUGCUAUUAUCGACUGGUCUCACUUGUGACACAUCUUGGUGGAUCAGCUUCUGGGGGUCAUUACACUGCGAUUGGAUUGACUCCUAACGGUAAUUAUUAUCAAUUCGAUGACUCUUGCGUGUCUCCAAUUUCAACGGAAAGUGUUCUUCGCACAAAUGCGUAUCUACUUUUCUACGAACUUCUGACGAAACAAAAAAACCAUUCAUUGCAUAAUUUCAACGCAAUACAUCAAAAUGAACACACGUACAGCAAAUGCGCUUCCUCUCCCAUUAAUAUUAAUAACAUCAAUUCACCAUUGUCAUCAACAACGAAUCGAAGUGAUUUUGAUCGUUUACGUGAAAACAAUAAUUUCGCUAAGCCAAUAUUGCCGAAAAUGAUUCCACUUCAAAUUGCACGACAAAAUAUCAAGCAGAAAGAAAAUGAAACGACACCACCACAACAAAAAAAUGGAAAUUCCCUUAUUAACAAUCAACAGGCGAGAAUUUUAAAUGGCAAAACUCCAUCACAAUUAUUCUCAGCCGUGAAACUGAAUGGGAAACGAUCAGCAUCGGAUGAAGACGACGACAAAGAUUUGAUUGUAUCUAAAAAACAGAAACCGUCAUUGCCGAGCUUACCACGACUGACAAGCGAUGAAAUAAUGAUGAUGAAGCAGACACUUGCAACAGUUUCUUCGUCAACGUCAUCGUCACCAUCAACGACUCCAGUAAAGCCGAAAAGUUUGGUUCCUUAUGGCACUGAUGAUGAGGAUGAUGAUCAAGUUGUUAGCACAAGUAAAUGUGAAACUGAUUCUGUUUAUCUCUGUAGAACAUCUUCAGGAGUUUUUGUAGAAACUGAUCUGAACAUUGUUGGUCCAAGUAAGCAAGGCAGUACAGUUGAUAAAACUGUUGUCACAAAAGCUUCAGUAAAAAUCAAUAAUGGAACAAACGGAAACGUGAAAGACAGCAAUUGUAAAGUAUCAACGAAUGGUUAUCAUAAUGGAAAGAAAACUGAAGAUCAAUCGUCACCACCAACACAAAAAAUGAUCAAGACAUCUUAUGAGAAUGGGAAAAGUAAUACGACCAAUGGAUAUCAUGUCAAACGUAACGAUGACACAUUGCAACAGUUGACAAAACUCAAUCACAGUGGUUACGGUACGAGUGACGUAUUGUCGUGGAAUCAGACACCGUCACAAAUGAGUCGUGAAGUUGAGAAAGAUCAACAUGAAGAUCGAAAACGACAAAGUUUAGAUACGGAUGAUGUUGAAAUGGAUGCGGGACGUACAAAGAAAUUGAAAUUUUUUAAUCGUCAUCAGAGUUCACAUCAAGGAAAACUUCCAAAUCCAUUUCAAGGUCAACAAAAUAAUCAGAAUUUGAAUGGUAAUGGAAAUUAUCGUCAUCAUCAACAAAGUUCUUAUAAUGAUCGUGGCAAUAGUUUCAAUCGUGGCUUUUCAAAUGGUGGCAACAAUCGAAAUAAGUUUAAAAAUUCUUUUAAACGUGAUAAUUAUUAUCAAAAUGGUCACAAUCGUCACAACGGACCGAGUGGACAAUAUAACAACAACAAACGAUACUUCAACUCUAGCAACAAUCAUCGACGUUAGAUGACAUCUUGAAACCGAGAGAGAAAGAAAGAAAAACUUUCGGAUGAAUUUCUGGGAGAUUUUCUGAAGUCUGAAAGGUUUUUUCUUCUAACUUCUUUUCUAUAAAGUUUUUAUUUCUCUUUCCCAUCGUUAAUUAUUGAAGUUUAUACAAAAUAUUAUCCUUAGGGACUGUCAAAUAUAAAAUAAUUAAAUAAUUCAAGAAAUAUGCAAUUAUUUUAUUUAAGAACAGAUUUUAUUAUUUUUUCUGUUUUCUCUUCUUUUUAUUUUGCAAUCUUCAAUAAAUUAAUUAAAAUCUUUCUUUCUGUUGGAAUCAUCAACAACAUAAAUUUUAAGAUGUUUUUAGACUGAAUUAAGCGACUUUCAUGAUAUCUACAAUAAGAAAUCAAUUAAAAAAGUUUGUAGAUUUAUCAAAGUCGAAGAGAAAGAAACACAUAAAAUUAUUUGGUAUCGAUAAUUGAAUAUUAUUCAACAUACUUUAAUCAACAUAGACUGUAAGUAAGCAGAUUUAUGAGAAACUAAUUUUAACAAAGACUUCACAAAUAAUAAAAAGAAAACCUUGUGAAUAAUAAGAGAAAACAAAAUGUUAAAUAUGCUUACUUUUAAGAUUAUAAAAAUUUCGUCAUGAAGACUUAAAAACCGAUCACGAUAACAAACAUUUAUCGUGAAUCCUUUCCUUGGAAACGCAAAUUAAUGAAUGCAUUGAAUGUUUGUACAUAAAUAAAUGCAAAAUGAAUGAGAAUAGGCGAAUGACUUUCUAAUUUAUAUGUAAACAAAUUGUAGAAUAAUUAUCAAUUAUAAGAAGUCAAAAAAUGAAGAACUGCACCAGAUUGUCAUCACAUGUGUUGCAACACUUUUGAAAUGAAAAAAGAAUGAAAAUAAUUUUAGUUCACGAGAAUUAUCAAUAAAAUUUCACGUUCAUCUGUAAACUAAACAA